This is a messenger RNA of Protobothrops mucrosquamatus (brown spotted pit viper), 1405 nucleotides long. It is a transcript of the gene OSTC, whose product is annotated as oligosaccharyltransferase complex non-catalytic subunit. The coding region runs from base 102 to 551 and encodes 149 amino acids. The transcript is spliced from 4 exons. Gene Ontology annotation, cellular component: oligosaccharyltransferase complex. The record is from RefSeq and is a predicted model, not a curated record. Lineage: Eukaryota; Metazoa; Chordata; Lepidosauria; Squamata; Viperidae.
ACAAUACUUACGGCGGCCGCGAUAGGUCAGCCCAGUAUCCGAUCUCGGUGGGCUGGAAGGCAGCGGCUACGAGAGCGGGCGAGGCUGGAGCUGGGAUCGCUAUGGAGACCCUCUACCGAGUGCCGUUUUUGGUGCUGGAAUGCCCCAACAUUAAACUCAAGCGGCCGAGCUGGGUGCACAUGCCCUCGGCCAUGACGGUCUAUGCGCUCGUGGUGGUUUCUUACUUCCUCAUCACGGGAGGAAUAAUUUAUGAUGUGAUUGUAGAGCCUCCCAGUGUUGGUUCAAUGACUGAUGAACAUGGACAUCAGAAGCCUGUGGCAUUCUUGGCAUACAGAGUAAAUGGACAAUACAUUAUGGAAGGGCUCGCGUCAAGUUUCCUCUUUACAAUGGGUGGACUUGGUUUCAUAAUACUGGAUCGUUCCAAUGCACCAAAUAUCCCAAAGCUGAAUAGAUUUCUGUUACUUUUUAUUGGAUUUGUGAGCGUCCUGUUGAGUUUCUUCAUGGCGAGAGUUUUUAUGCGGAUGAAAUUACCGGGCUACUUGAUGGGUUAGUGCCUUUUUGAUCGCUGCAGAUUGAAGAUUGUAUUUCCUUCUUGUUAGGAAGAAAGAAUGGAUAGCAAAAAAUACAUAGCCCCAUCAUUCCUAUCUAAAGCCACAAAAGAGAGAGAAUGAGUAAGACUAGCUAAAGGACUGUUUUCUCAUUUUCUCCUUAUAUAAAGAGGAUUUGUUGCAGGCAGUUUGUUUAACGAAUGUGUCCCUGGUUUUUUUUCAGUAUUUGAAAAAGAAACAUUCUCAUGUUAUCAGGCCUAAGAGUAUUAUGUCAGUACAAUAGAAUCGCAACUCUACAAUCCUGUUCCCUUCCUCAUCAACCUCAGAGUAAUAAAUCUGUACUUUCUUGUAACAUCCUGGCUUGGUCUAUCCUUGUGAGAGAAUCCAUUUUGAAAAUGUUGAAGGUAACAUUAACUUUUUUCCAUAUUUAUAAAUAACAACUCCUGGUCAGUGAUUGAUCAAGAAAACAGAAAAGUAACUAGUUUUGUGCUCACCUUUGGAUAAGCCAACCCAGAGGACAGAGCAGAUCCAAGUACUUACAAGAUACGAAAGAGAGGAGAGUUGAUGGAUUGUGGAGAAUGCCUGCAUAGGGGUACCACCUCCCUCUAGCAUUACUGGCAGUUGGUGCUUCAAAAUAUUCCAGGUAAUACAGUCUUCUAGCCACUUGCAAAGGCACUGAAAAAUAACUGUUCCUGCACAUGGAUUUAUAUCUGUUUUGUGUUGUGAAGAAAAGAUUACACUGACAUUCAUGUUAGUAGAUGAAUCUAAACAUAUGCAAAAGAAAACCCUGAAUUGUAUGAUAGUAAUUGUUUCUUUAAAUUUUUUGAAGAUAUUAAACAUUUUUCUAUUAAAACACU